AUGCUCAAGAAUAAAGCCAUCUCCCCUGACUCGGGGAGUGGCCACUCCAGAGGCAGGCCUGCUUUCAACUCCUUGAACCUGAUCACAGGGGGUUCCCAGCCCAGUGAAGCUAUGACGCAGGAGCUGUUGACCUGCGUGGCCCCAAGAUCUGCUUCAAGCAGAUUUCCUGCAAUGAGUUGGGUCAAGGAAAGUUUUUCACUGACGCUUGAUUUAUUUUUAAUUUAUUUUAUACGACCACGUUGCCUUCUUCCUUCUUUGGGAGUGCCCAUAACAAAAUACUCCAUGCACGGCCUGAAUGACGAUCAGGGCCCAAUGUGA
Rangifer tarandus platyrhynchus (Svalbard reindeer) is the source of this 318-nucleotide messenger RNA. The record is from the annotation of a GenBank genome assembly. Lineage: Eukaryota; Metazoa; Chordata; Mammalia; Artiodactyla; Cervidae.